AUGGUUUGGAAAUUACGCGAGAAGAAUGAUAUGGACCCCCCAGAGUAUGAUAGUGAAGGUGAAACCUCUGAUGUAGAGAAUGAUGAUCAAUUUUUUGAUGACAAUAUUGAUUUUGAUUGCUCAAUCUGCAAGCAACCAAAUCACAAUUCAAGGGGCUGCCAUAAAAACCCACAAAGUAGACCCACCAACCAAGGUCUGGAUGUGCCAGCAGCUACUACCAAUGGAAAGGAAAAAGAAUCUCAGACAAAUAAACAAUCUCAGACUGAGCCAGUGAUUAGUGGAAAAGGAAAGAGAAACAAAAGAGGUUUUGAAGUUACAUCAACAGGUUUUGAAGGUGCACCUAAUGGAAAAAGGAAGAAGAAUAAGGAAAAAGGUAGUGGUGUAAAUGUACCUGUGGUUGUCACUAAUGCUACAUCAAGUGCACCUAAUGGAGAAGGAAAGAGUGCAUCAACUAAAUCAAAACUGAACAUUUUCACUCAAGAGAAAAGAAUGACAAGAAGUAGCACUUGUGGAAAACCAAUGGCCUUUACUCAGCCAAUAGGUCAAAACCCAAGAAGCAGCAGAAAUAAUGUGAGAUUCUCCACAACCAAGCCACCUGUGACCUCAAGCCAGACUAGUGCAAAUCAAGUACCACCUAAAGAACCUCCACCAAAAAGAGUGACCAGAAGUAGUACCUUCUCUCCCAAAAAGAGCCAACAGAAGUAG
Molecule: messenger RNA, 705 nt
Organism: Striga asiatica
Lineage: Eukaryota; Viridiplantae; Streptophyta; Magnoliopsida; Lamiales; Orobanchaceae
Source: the annotation of a GenBank genome assembly